CUGAGGCAAUGCAGAGGAGGUGAAGAGAGUGCGGCGACUGUCCGGCGAAAAGAGCACCUGCUUCCCACGAAGAGGGCUUUGUAGCGAUGUUUUCGCGUUAUUUUUUUUUGACGUUUGGUUUUUCUCUUGUUGUUGUUGUUGUGUUUUUUUUUAAAUAGUCAGCGUAAAGGAACAAAACGCGCUUUUGGAGUCACGGAGCAGCAGAGGACAGCCGGGGACGCUCACAGCGCUGUCAGAGAUGUCCCUGCUGUGUGUGGGAGUGAAGAAAGCCCAGCUGGAUGGACCCCAAGAGAAGUUUAACACUUACGUGACACUAAAGGUGCAAAAUGUGAAGAGUACGACCAUCUCUGUCAGGGGCAACUUGCCUAGUUGGGAGCAAGACUUCAUGUUUGAAAUUAACCGUUUGGACCUUGGUCUGACAGUAGAGGUGUGGAACAAAGGGUUAAUCUGGGACACUAUGAUGGGCACCGUAUGGAUUCCUCUCUGUAGCAUCAGACAGUCAAAUGAGGAAGGUCCGGGGGAGUGGCUGACAUUGGACUCUCAGGUUAUCAUGGCUGAUAAUGAGAUCUGUGGAACUAAAGAUCCCACACUGCACCUGGUGCUGCUUGACACACGCUUUGAGCUGCCUCUAGAUAUUCCUGAAGAUGAGGCACGGUACUGGGCCAGAAAACUAGAGCAACUCAAUGCCAUGAGGGACCAUGAUUACUCAUACCAAGAGGAACAGGAGCGCCCACUUCAUGUACCAGGUUCCCAGUGUUGUAACUGGAAUCUAUGGGGAGACCAACAAAAUGACGACCCAGACAGUGCAGUGGAUGACAGAGACAGCGACUAUCGCAGUGAAACCAGUAACAGCGUUCCUCCUCCUUACUACAGCACAUCUCAGCCCAAUGCAUCUGUCCAUCAGUAUCCCAUCAACCACCAGCAGCGCAGCUCCAGAAGCUACUCUUACCCACACUUGGCAAACAGCCACGACCCCGAUUACCACCAACAAAGGGCUGUCAGUCCCACGGGGAGCUAUGCAUCGUCUGCAGAACUGAGUCGGGGUAGCAGUCAGCUGAGUGAGGAGGAUUAUGGCGGUGAGUAUGGAGAGAGGGACCCUUACGACGAGAAUGACUCUUACCACUCAUGUCACUCCUCGGUUAGCUACAGCAAAGACUCCCCAGACUGGGAUCUAGAUGAGACCCAAGGGGUAUACAGCGAUGAGGGUGGCUACAGCAAAGAUGGUGGAGAGGAGAGGGCCCUGUAUGAGGAGGAUGAUGGUCGACUGUAUCAGGGAGAAGAGGAGGGUCUAUAUGAGGAUGAUGAGAUGAUGUACGAUGAUGAGGAUUUAUAUAAUAUGGAUGGAACUCUCAGUGAGGACUUGGAGCCACUGUUUACCCCUACCCCAACUUCAACUGCACCACCGGUUCUUGACCUACCAAGUUCUAGACCUCCACUUGAGAAACAGCCUUCCCUGCACCAGCAGCAGCCCCUCACUCAACUUCCCAACCAAACGUCAAGCCAGAUCCAUCCUGCUGUUGUGGCUCCAACCACACAGGCCCCUUCUGGGCAACCAGUGGCACAACAACCGAAACAUUCCCAGCCACAGUCGCAACCUCAGUCUGCCCCAUCUGCUACUUCUUUCUUCUCAAUGGCUAAACCUCUAACAGCAGCUGUUACAGGCUUAGCUUCUACUUUCCUUUCUUCUGUACCCACCACCCAACCUGCUCAGUCUCACCCCCCAACAUCAGCUGCAUCCCAGCAACACCAGUCUGCUGUGUCUAACGCUGUUCCUCCAUCACAUCCAGCAACGAUAACUACUACGCAGUCUCCCUCUAUGGGCCCUUUAUCACAGCAGACUGCCUCUAGCGCCCCACCUCAAAGCAUGCCCAGUGGUUGUGCUACUGCACAGUCACCUGUCCUUCAGGAGCAGGCUCCUCAGGUUGAGGAAGAGCCUUGGCUCGAAGAGCAAAAGAUGCCAGAGAAGGAGAUCCACACACCACCUGCUCUGCCUGAGGAGAAGCUCCCAGUGGAGAAUGAAGAGCAUACUGAAGAGAAACAACCACUGACACCAGUAGAAGAGCAAGAGAUGCCGCCUGAGAGUUCUGCAGUGAUAGAGGAGCCAAAAGAGCCAGUGGUUCCAGCAGUCAGGGCCAAGGAGAACUGGUUAAGGCUCUACAACAAAGUCUUAGACCAGCUUCGAGAGGCUCGAGGAGAGACGUCCAGUUCACUGUGGUUUGGUAAAGGAGGAAUGGGCGGUGCACUCUACAGCAUUGACAGCAUGCCUGACCUUCGCAAGAGGAAAGCCAUUCCUCUUGUCAGAGAUCUGGCAAUGUCUCUGGUGCAAAAUUCUCGGAAGGCUGGAAUCACAUCUGCCAUGGCCUCCACCACACUUGGCAAUGAAGAGCUGAAGAGCCAUGUUUAUAAAAAGACUCUGCAGGCGCUGAUCUAUCCAAUCUCCUCCACUACACCGCACAACUUUGAGGUGUGGACAGCCACCACCCCCACCUACUGCUACGAAUGUGAGGGCCUGCUGUGGGGUAUUGCCCGUCAGGGCAUGCGCUGCUCCGAGUGCGGCGUCAAAUGCCACGAAAAGUGCCAGGACCUGCUUAAUGCUGACUGUUUGCAAAGGGCUGCAGAGAAGAGUUCCAAGCAUGGGGCAGAGGACCGAACCCAAAAUAUCAUCAUGGUUCUGAAGGACCGAAUGAAGAUCAGAGAGAGGAACAAGCCAGAGAUCUUUGAACUAAUCCAAGAAGUGUUUGCCCUUGACAAAUCAACACAUGCCACACAUAUGAAGCAGAUUAAGCAAAGUGUGCUAGAUGGGACUUCUAAAUGGUCAGCGAAGAUCAGCAUCACUGUGGUAUGUGCACAGGGCCUACAGGCCAAAGACAAAACAGGCUCCAGUGACCCAUAUGUCACUGUCCAAGUGGGUAAGACUAAGAAGAGGACCAAGACCAUCUAUGGAAAUCUCAACCCUGUCUGGGAAGAGAACUUCCACUUUGAAUGUCACAACUCAUCUGACCGUAUCAAAGUUCGUGUGUGGGAUGAGGAUGAUGAUAUCAAGUCUCGUGUAAAACAGAGGUUCAAAAGAGAGAGCGAUGACUUUUUGGGUCAAACCAUCAUUGAAGUCCGCACUCUCAGUGGGGAGAUGGAUGUUUGGUACAACCUGGACAAGAGGACUGAUAAAUCUGCUGUGUCAGGAGCCAUCCGGAUGCACAUCAGUGUGGAGAUCAAAGGAGAGGAAACAGUUGCUCCCUAUCAUGUUCAGUACACCUGUCUACAUGAGCAUCUGUUCCAGUUCACCACAGAGGAGCAAAAUGGAGGUGUCGUUAAAAUCCCUGAUGCUAAAGGGGAUGAUGCUUGGAAGGUGUACUUUGAGGAGACCGCUCAGGAGAUAGUGGACGAAUUCGCCAUGCGAUACGGCGUUGAGUCCAUUUACCAGGCUAUGACCCAUUUCGCCUGCUUGUCAUCAAAGUACAUGUGUCCUGGAGUUCCAGCUGUGAUGAGCACCCUACUUGCCAACAUCAAUGCGUAUUACGCGCACACCACUCAGUCCUCCAACAAUGUUUCUGCCUCAGAUAGAUUUGCAGCAUCAAACUUUGGCAAGGAGCGAUUUGUCAAACUAUUGGAUCAGCUGCACAACUCCCUGAGGAUUGACCUGUCCAUGUACCGGAAUAAUUUUCCUGCCAGCAGUCCGGAAAGGCUUCAAGACCUCAAGUCUACUGUUGAUCUUCUGACUAGCAUCACAUUCUUCAGGAUGAAGGUCCAAGAGCUGCAGAGUCCGCCAAGAGCAAGCCAGGUGGUGAAGGACUGUGUGAAAGCCUGCUUAAACUCUACCUAUGAAUAUAUAUUUAACAACUGCCACGACCUCUACAACAGAGAAUACCAGACGGACCCUUCAAAGGCGGUCCCGCCAGAUGAACAGGGUCCCAGCAUAAAAAACCUGGACUUUUGGUCCAAACUCAUUACCCUCAUUGUGUCCAUCAUAGAGGAAGAUAAAAACUCCUACACUCCUUGUCUUAAUCAGUUUCCCCAAGAGCUGAAUGUGGGCAAGAUCAGUGCAGAGGUCAUGUGGAAUAUGUUUGCACAAGAUAUGAAAUAUGCCAUGGAGGAGCAUGAGAAGCACCGGCUGUGUAAGAGUGCAGAUUACAUGAACUUGCACUUCAAGGUGAAGUGGCUUUAUAAUGAAUACUGCAAGGAGCUGCCCACUUUCCAGAAGCAUGUACCUGAAUAUCCGGCCUGGUUUGAGCCAUUUGUCAUCAUGUGGCUGGACGAAAACGAGGAAGUGUCCAGAGAUUUUCUGCAUGGAGCCCUAGAGAGGGACAAAAAAGAUGGGUUCCAGGUCACAUCAGAGCAUGCGUUAUUCUCCUGCUCGGUGGUCGACGUCUUCUCUCAGCUCAAUCAGAGCUUUGAAAUCAUCCGUAAACUGGAGUGUCCUGACCCUCAGAUUGUUGGAAACUACAUGAAGAGAUUUGCCAAGACCAUUGGCAAUGUCCUGCUGUCUUAUUCUGACAUCAUUGCAAAGGACUUUCCAAAUCAUGUCAAGAAGGAGAAAGUGCCAUGCAUCAUCAUCAAUAACAUCCAGCAGCUCAGAGUUCAGCUGGAGAAGAUGUUUGAGGCCAUGGGAGGCAAAGAUCUUAAUGUGGAGGCGAGCGAUUUCCUCAAGGAUCUGCAGAAUAAACUCAAUAAUGUCAUGGAUGACCUCAGCCACAUCUUCGCUGUCAGUUUCCAGCCCCAGAUAUUGGACAACGUGAGACAGAUGGGGGACAUCUUGGCCCAAGUCAAAGGUCAGACUGUCCCGGCCAAUGGCAGUGUGGUGCAGGAGGCUGACAAUGUCCUGCAACCCAUUAUGGACUUCCUAGACAGCAACCUCUCGCUGUUCGCUAAGAUCUGUGAGAAGACUGUUCUGAAGAGAGUGCUGAAGGAAUUGUGGAAACUGGUGAUGAACACGAUGGAGAAAACCAUUGUGCUUCCCACACUCACUGACCAAACGGGCACUCAGAUGAUCUUCAAUGCUGCUAAGGAGUUGGGUCAACUUUCCAAGCUAAAGGAGCACAUGGGGCGAGAGGAGGCCAAAGCUCUGACUCCUAAACAGUGUGCAGUGAUCGAACUGGCCCUAGACACUAUUAAGCAAUACUUCCAUGCUGGCGGCGUGGGCCUGAAGAAAACAUUCUUGGAAAAAAGUCCAGACCUGGCAUCUCUGCGCUACGCCUUGUCUCUGUACACACAGGCCACAGACAAGCUCAUCAGGAAGUUUGUCCUCUCACAAAGCGCUCAGGUUCAUGGAGGGAAAGGGAUCAGGUACACAUCCAAUGAAGACACACCACCAGAGAAAGCGUCAGUGGGGGAUGCGGUUGGAGAGGUGAUCAUGAACGUGGACAUCUUACCACAGCCUAACGGAGAACACAAGAUCAGUAUCAAAGUGGUGGCUGCCAAUGACCUGAAGUGGAAGGCACAAGGUUUUCGGCCCUUCGUAGAAGUCUACAUCAUCGGCCCUCACCUCAGCGACAAGAAGAGGAAAUUUGCCACCAAGUCCAAGAACAACAGUUGGUCGCCAAAGUUCAACGAGAGCUUCCAGUACUCCCUCGGCACUGAGGUUGGCCCUGAGAGCUACGAGCUGCAGGUGUGCGUGAAGGACUACUGCUUUGCCAGGGAGGACCGAACCGUGGGCAUGGCCGUGCUGCAGGUGAAGGAUGUGGUCAACAAGAGCAGCGUCACCUGCUGGCUGCCGCUGGGCCGGCGCAUCCACAUGGAUGAGACGGGGCUGACUGUGCUGCGCAUCCUUUCCCAGCGCAACAACGACGAUGUGGCCAAAGAGUUUGUCAAGCUCAAGUCAGACCAGCGCUCAGCCGAGGAGGGGCGCAGCUGAGAGCACAAACGCACGCACACACACACACACACACACACACACACUAGCCACACCUUUACAGAUCGAUGACCACGUGCAGUCCUCAAGCACACGCACGAGCACGUCACAUUGUACAGAAACCUCCAGACAUUAUGCAACAUUAGCAUUGCAGCGGAAUCAAUGCUAACUCUGAGUAACACGUGUGAAACAAAUUAGCACGUCUUUCCUCAUCCACGUCGUUUUUUUUUUCUUUUUCUUAAAUGCUGUACAUUUAAAACCAAGCCCAACAGAAUGCAACACAGAACCACAACAAACCGUGUGAAUAGUUUGAACACUUUGCACUUUGGCUUUUCUGCGUUUGCAGAACAGCGCUCCCCGCUUAGCUUUGCCCUCUAACCCCAAUCACUGGUUGUUCGUUUGCUCUGUUGUCCUUUCCCUCCCGUGUUGUCAUUUGCACCGUGUAGGGUUCCCGUGGUGGAAUUAUGUUGUGGAAGGACUUCAGGUGCACGUCAGUGAUUGGUUUCCUUAAAAAACAAACAACAAAAGAUCUGGGUUCCCCAUGAAGUUCAGGGUGAAGGCCUUGGCUUGCUCCAUUCUGCAACAUCCUGCAUGUUGACCCCACGAACACUGUGAUUCACUUGCUGUAACUGUGGCAACACUUCUGUGAAAGUACUCUUGUAAAAGUGGUUGCCUGUUGUCCUUCAUGUGUGCGAGCACGGUGCACACACACACACACACACACACACACACACACACACACACACACACACACACACACACACACACACACACACACACACACACACACAGCGGUCAUGCCAACAUAAGUGAAACAAAAAGUUGAGGCCAUAAUGAGCUGAUUUGUUUGUUUUAAUUACAAUGGAGCAAUACAUUAAGAGGCGAACACCCCGAGAGUGCACAUUAUUUAUAAAAGGGCUACAGGAAGGACGCUGAGGUUUGCCCCGUUUUCAGGCUCUGCCACAGAAACGCCGAAACAGCAGCACUGUGGAGGGUGGGGGGACUCACACUGUUGGUUGUUAAUGAAGGAAAAGCGCCGGAUCCUCCCCCAAGGUUUUCCCAACAGUCCCACUGUCAACAAGACUGCCAAGGCCGUGUGAAGCCCGAGGAUGCACAACCACGCUUUUCUGCUGGACGCACCAUCUCAGCUGCACUCGUAAGGCAAUAGUGGUUUGUUUGUUUGUAUGUUCAGGGAGAACAAACCAUUUGAACACUGCUUUUACUUUUCUGUGUGUGGAUCGAUGAUCUUAUCUGCAAAACGGCUUUCACAUCGUGAGCAAUAUAUUGUAACUACAGACCUGAACGUGUGCGCUGUUGAUAUCCCACAUAUGCACAAUCUGCAAUAUAUACAUUUAAAGAAUUUUUUUUAUUAUUAUUAUUUCUGGAUUCCCCAUUAACAUGUGUGAUGUGUGCUUUUCUGAGAAGAAUGGGUUGCAUUUUAAAGAAUCAGCUUCGCCUUCACUUUGGAACAAAUUUACACGACCUUGAGAGAUCUCAUGUUUUUUGUUUUGUUUUAUUUUCUUUAAACAAAUGAAUUAAAGCCAUCCGAGUUGCUGCCAAGCAUUACGGUACUUCAGUCCCGUCAUCUGUGAUGAAGCUGUUCGACAGCAAAACGUGAGCUCUUGUUUGUAAGCCGACUUGUCGUCUGUCCGUCUGUGAAGCUUGAUGUCAGUGACAGUCACUGUACGUGCUGACGCACUGAUGAAUUCUACUCGUUUCCUCAGCAUCCUGGAUUUAGGCCUCUAAAUAUCGUAAGAUCAUGUGAUCAAACACUAUCAUUUUUAUUUCUGCAUUAUGGUGUGACCCGCUGAGCGGUACCAAUCUGAGGAUACAGAAUUUGUUUUGCAGUAUGUUGGUUGUAGUACAGAUGGGAAAAUGACACAUUCUAGAAGAAAAAGCAACAACAAAAAGCAAAAACAGAAUUAUCACCAACUUUGGGGCUCCUCAGUUGCCUGCUUCACACACAUAAUCUACGCCAGAGCACAAAUGGCCACAUGUAAGAAGACAUGCAUGCGUGCAUGUACACGGACACACGUCUGCAGAGCCCGGCGACCCUGUGAAUAGAAUCAACCACAACUGCAUGAUGGGAAACCUUAUUGUCCCAGCACGCGUCUCUUUGAUGUUACUCGUCAUUUCUCUUAUUUCCAAAGCUAAAUGUAUUUUUUUUUAAAUGCUUGUGAAUAUGUCUGCUGUAAUCUACAUGAAUGUAGUGUGAACGCAGAAUUCGCAUGAGAGAAUUAUUUUCUACUGAUGUUUCUAAUUUGUUUGUCAUUAUUAAUUGUUCUUUAAUGAGGAUGAAGUGGAAAUGGAAUGCAGCCUGAUUGUGAUCUGCUUCCUAUUAAAAGAUUUGUGUCACAAUCAA
Thalassophryne amazonica is the source of this 8207-nucleotide messenger RNA. Its product is annotated as protein unc-13 homolog A-like. The record is from RefSeq and is a predicted model, not a curated record. Gene Ontology annotation, molecular function: calmodulin binding; syntaxin-1 binding; phospholipid binding. Gene Ontology annotation, biological process: synaptic vesicle priming; synaptic transmission, glutamatergic; dense core granule priming. The coding region runs from base 239 to 5848 and encodes 1869 amino acids. Gene Ontology annotation, cellular component: neuromuscular junction; presynaptic active zone cytoplasmic component; synaptic vesicle membrane. NCBI's taxonomy places the organism in Eukaryota, Metazoa, Chordata, Actinopteri, Batrachoidiformes, Batrachoididae. The transcript is spliced from 43 exons.